AUGCCAAGAAGCAAAGUGAAGCUUGCUUAUAUCUCAGACGAUUCCGCGAGAAGAACCACAUUCAGAAAACGGGAGAGUGGCUUAAUCAAGAAGGCAGAGGAGAUCACAACGUUGUGCGGAGUCGAAGCAUGCGCCAUCCUAUACAGUCCUUAUAGCCCCGAGCCGAACGUCUGGCCUUCUCCGCUGGACGCUCAGCGCGUGAUCUCGAGGUUUCGGAACAUGGCUCCACCGGAACAGAACAGAAAGAUGGUGGACCAACAAAGUUUCACCCGUCAAAGGCUCGAGAAGACGACCGAGAAAGUGACGAAACUGGGGACGGAGAACCGGCAUAACGAGAUGACUCAGGUCAUGUACCAGUGUUUGUCCGGUAGACUAGGGUUGGAGUGUUUAAGCAUAGGUGAUUUGUACUACUUGAGUGGGUUGGUUAGCCAAAACUUGAGGGUGAUUGACCGGAGACUGGAGUUUUUCCAAAGGCGUGAUCACAGUGGUUGA
Rhododendron vialii is the source of this 492-nucleotide messenger RNA. Its product is annotated as agamous-like MADS-box protein AGL80. Gene Ontology annotation, biological process: positive regulation of transcription by RNA polymerase II. NCBI's taxonomy places the organism in Eukaryota, Viridiplantae, Streptophyta, Magnoliopsida, Ericales, Ericaceae. Gene Ontology annotation, molecular function: protein dimerization activity; RNA polymerase II cis-regulatory region sequence-specific DNA binding; DNA-binding transcription factor activity, RNA polymerase II-specific. The transcript has a single exon. The record is from RefSeq and is a predicted model, not a curated record. Bases 1 to 492 code for a protein of 163 amino acids.